GAUUGCUACCGAAAUGACCAAGUUUGUUGCAAAGAAAGCCGUCCUGCUGCUCUCCCUGCUCCUCCUGGGCAGCCUGGAAGCCAAGCCAUUGGAUAAGGAACAGGACCAGGAUCAGCAUGUACGAAAGGAACGCCAACUGAAGGUUACUGGCUCAACGGAUCCUGAUAUGAAGAUGGUGGCCAAUGUGACUCCAGCUACGGCAUCACAAUCCAUGACAAUGGCCAUGGGUGUCCCGAUGAAUCAGAUGGCCCUCAGUUCAGUUGGCGGCCAGUUGGUUAGGUAUCCCAACUAUCCUGGUCUGAUAUAUCCUGGCAUUGCUCCGGCUCCGGGCCUAAAUGGCAUUCCCGGCGUUCAAACCAACAUUGCCAACAACUAUCCUUCGUAUCCCGAUCCCAAUCUGCCUGGAGCAGCUCCUGGUCUCAACCCAUUUGGACAGUUCGGCUAUCCCGGUGUACCACCUAUGUAUGGCAACAAUCUGAUGUAUCCCAAUCCUCAACUGCCCAAUGGAUUUGUGCCCAAUCCUGCUGUGGAUAACUAUCAGAACCUGAACAACAUUGUCAACAUGGCCAAUGCUCAGGGAUUGGGCGGCAGCAACACAGGACUCUAUCCAGCACCUCAGGGAUUCGGUGGUGCAAAUUCGGGACUCUACCCAGCCCCUCAAGGAUUUCCUGGAGUCAACCCGGGGCCAUAUCCAGCCGCUCAAAUCAAUAUGCAGGGAUUGUAUCCAUCACCCGGUGCCUUCCUGAAUCCCAUGGGAAUGCAGGCCUAUGCUCCUGGAUUUUAAAGGGGUUUUUAAACUCUGUACUCUAUAAGAUAAUUUAUUUUAUUUAUUUUCAAAAUACAAGAACAUUUAAACAAAA
Drosophila eugracilis is the source of this 860-nucleotide messenger RNA. RefSeq names its product collagen alpha-1(IV) chain. Bases 14 to 784 code for a protein of 256 amino acids. The record is from RefSeq and is a predicted model, not a curated record. The transcript has a single exon. Lineage: Eukaryota; Metazoa; Arthropoda; Insecta; Diptera; Drosophilidae.